GUGCAUUGGGAUCGGGGCUGUGGUAUCACUCCACUAUAACUUGUAGGUUGAUGCGAAAAGAUCUAUUGCAAGAAAUCACGAAACAGAAAAAGACCAUACGUUACCUAUCUGUUUCGUGCUGUGCCUAACACAUAGAACUUCUUUUUUUAUGUCAACUGUCAGUUAUGAUAGAAAGUUUGUGAAGAACUUAAUUUUAACAGCGCAUUAUUUUUGGGAUACUUUCAUAAGAAGCGUACUUGUGUAUAUUGUGUUAUUUAGUUAUAUAUUUGAAAGGACCAGAUGGUUUUUACCUUAGUCCCUCGCUCUGUGAAAAUACCGCUUGUUGGAAUUGUGAGGUUGGCUAAUAUUGACGAUGCUCCUCAUGUUCUGGAACUGCUCGGGGACUCGAUAUCCAAAACCUUCAGGGUCUAUUGCACUAACGAUAUUAUAAAUCUCAUUGAGAAUUCUGUACUAGCUGUAUGCCAACAAGAUCUAAAUAACGCAGUUGUUGGCUUCUUAGCUCUAAGAGAUUACCCGUUAUUACCUGCAUUACACUCGGGAGCAUGGGAGGAGUACGUGUGGGCCAAAUACAAGGCCCCAGAAAUGAACGCCCGCAACACUCUCUUCAUACAUUUACUCUGUUGGAGUUUGAGCUACGGUCGCGAAUUGGUCGACAACAUGCUGAAGUCGGUGUUCAUGCACGAUGCCUACCUUAUACACAUCGCUCUCAUCAAAUCUGUUAUAAAUUGUCCUGUACUGAUGCCCAGUCAGCCACGCGCUGAGGGGUCGUUUAGACGGGUGACGGUGAUUGAGCGUGGUAUUAGUGGAGAGCUGUUGCCGGCGCUAUGUGUCGCCGACCGAUCAGAAGUCUGUCCUCGACUGAGAAUCAGAAGAGCUGUGGAAGAAGACAACGAUGACCUAGUACCGAUACUCGAGCAACAUUCUGAUAGACUACAAGAGCUAUACGGAGAGUUUUAUAUCAGUGAGCUGAUAUCUAGACACCCGGAGUCCGAGAGGGUCAUACUCGUCUGUGAGCACAGUGAAUUAGCAGUAGGAAUCAUGUGCCUUAAUACACAAAUUAAUUAUGAAUCCUUGGAGGAGAACUUUGUGCUAUCGCCUUUCGGAGGUCUCAGGCAAUUGGAGACAGGCGAGGAAUUCAAGGUACCUAUGGAGGUCGAGUCCGCUUGCAGCUUGUUGCCACAUUAUACUGAUUCUGCAAUAAAGACAAAAGAUGGUAAAGACAAAUCAAGGGUAACAUGGGUAUUCGAAGACGACGAAUUUAAUCCAUUUCGAAGUACUACAAGAGUGAACAAAACGGCAGAAUCCAAGGAGGAGUCAGUACCCUCGAUGGCUGAAGAGUUGCCGAUCCAACAGCUACACAUACUGGACCUAUUUGAUGAUGAUGAGGAAGACUUUGAGUUCGAUAUAGUCAACAUUCACACUGACUUGUUGAGAGUUCCCGAGUUUGUACGAUAUGACGCUUUCGGGGGAGGACCUUCUGAAAGUAUUAUGAAACUCAUAAACGGAGGUAAAGAGUCUGGUCCGGAGAAAAAGACAGAUCGAUCAACAAAAAGGAGCAUGUCCUCAAGUGGAUUAACAAACUUCAAAGUGGAACCCACGCGGUAUCAAGGUGCACCAAAUGCAUUCUUACUGGAAUUGUACGCUAUGCAUCCUGCCUACGAUGAAAGAUACAGCUUUGAUAUGCUAGAAGCAGCAUUUGAGAUGUUUCCCAACAGAGAUUAUUGUAUCAUGAGUAUUCCUACGAAUCAAGGUUCAUUUCCUCUGCUAGAACACUUUACGCUGGUGACGCCUUACGGCUACAAAAUGAGGUAUAUCAACGAAUCUUUGUAUGUGGCACACGUAAAUUCGGUUAGAGGCAAAAUAUCCGUACGCCCUGGUGAGGCAAAUGACUUAAAAGCCCUAAAUACUAUAUUAGAGUAUGCACCGCGUAAGGAUAAUCUCAUUGAUCUGUUUAAAUCUACUCUUUCGUCUCAUGUUCUGCAAGCCUUUACUUUACUCAGUCAGAACCAACCUAUGGGCGUCGUUGUUGUUGGCCCCUUAGAAAACGGAACAGCUAUACGAACUCAGUACGACUUAGAACCGGAGCCACGCAGGCCAGGCACUGAUGGAGCGAUUUUAGCUGGUGUCAUGUCACCAGUAUUUGAGCCACAUGCCCGAUGGUUCAUGAGAGAGUUACUACGAUAUUCUACGUAUUCAACACUGUUCUGGAUUUGCAGAUUGUUUUCCAAAGGAGAUGCGAGUCCUGGUCGCAAUUUAAUGUCACUGGCUGGACACAUGAAUCCAGUACAUCCCCGCCAGUCAGUUCCGAACAUAAGUGGUAAUAAAGAGUUGGAAAAAAUUUACAAAGAUUUGGGUAAUCCAUUCGCGUUAUGGGUUUUGGAGCGUCCAUUGACAAGUUUGCCUAAAGUAUACGUCAACAGCAGCAUUGUGGUUGUUGGUGCCAGUCGCACAGGACUGGCUUUCCUUGAGACUUUGCUGAUGGGGCCCACAUCCCAGUACUUGACGUUCAGUAACGUCACCCUGGUAUCAGAGCACGGUCUGCCAACUGUAUCUGACUGUCUGAAGGCAGCUGAUAUAUGCGUGCCUAAAGAUGGUCGGUUCACUGACCGGUAUCUAAAGAGCAUGCCUUUCUACUACUAUUUGGAUGUCAUGUCUGCCGUCAUGGUUAAGAUUGACAGGAAAAGAAAAUGUAUACAUUUAAAGGGUUGUGGUACGAAGUACUAUGAUGAACUGGUGUUGACUUGCGGUCAACAGUUCCAACAUCCAGAUUAUUUAAAAGAAUCUCUGGGUUUAGUCAAAGAAGUGGCUAAAGGUAAACCCUGUGAUAGAAUGUUAUUGGACAAUCCUAAAUACAAGCCAGAGACAGUGCCAAUGCCCCCCGAGAUGCCUGAGAACGUGUUUCUGAUCAACUCCUUGUUUGAAGCCAAUAUUUGCUUGAAGAAACUCAUGCGCAUGAUUAGUGAUCCGAAAGAAUAUGGUGAACCCUUAAGCAAACGCAACCAAGUGGUCGUAUACGGUGAAUGUAUAGAAGCGUACUCCUGUAUCGCUGCACUCUUGGAGCUGGGGCUACAACCAGAACUGAUUGUCUUCGUGGAGCCGUUCCCCUCGAAUGAGGAACCUUCGCCUAUGAGAGUCAACUGCUUCAAUGACGAAACGGUUGAUGCACGUGUUCAAUUUUCUGUGGAAAAUAUGGGUAUUCGUGUUUUACGCAAGUGUCACUUGGCGGCUUGGCAUCAGAUAGGCAGUCGCGUGGAGGCUCUGGACUUCAUGGCACCUUUGAUAUCUAUCUCUUUGAAGUGUUUCGCUCUUUUUUACUAUGGGCUACGAGCCAUCAAUUUAUAUGCUUUUAAAGCGAUAAACGAAAGCGGUUUAGUCUACGAUGGUGGUUUGGUGGUGAGUCCCACGUUCGAGACCAAUGAUCCAAAUAUAUUCGGAGCCGGGACUUGCGUGAGGUAUUCCCGGCGACUGUACGCAGGCCGGAGCAUGCAUCGCGAUCAUUAUUCUGAGGACAUUGGAGAAGCGUUGGCGAGACUCUUUUUGCACAAAAUGGAUCCGUUCAUGAUGGGAGACCCUGAACUGGCAGAGGUACCAUCGGACCUGUUACCCAGAUACAGUUCUUGUGGCUUAGGGUUUAAGAGCACGUUGUCAGCAACGAGCAGCCUCUCCAGAAUGUCAAUGACUUCACAGUUCAGGAAAUGGCAACCAGUGAUGAAAUUUGAAUCUCCUAUCACUCAGUUUGCGAUCUUACCUGGUCCAUUAUAUUAUUUGAAGUUACGGAAGCCUGGCAAAGAGAUUCCUAUGGCUAUCCAGCAAUGCUUACCUCGACAGGGCCAUACUCUAACGACGGAUAAGAACGACAAUUACUUCCGUCUGCACCUGAAUGUGCUGCAUGUGGUGGACGGCGUCACCUGUCUCUCGCACAAUCCCUUCUCUCCGGAGAUACUGCAGCAGUUGUACGGCAAACAUGAGGCCUUCUUCAAUAAACUGUAUACGAGAUUCCAGAAGAAAGAAAUUACCGAUUUCUACGAAUUCUUCACUCAACCGUGGAUGUCGACGUUGUACCAGGAAUCGUUCAGAGAUCUCGUCGAUGACAUCAAUGAACAAGAUAUUGGGACGAUACAAGAGCUACUGAAAUCAAAGUUCGCCAUGUAUGACGCGGAGUUGGAUCAAUUGCAAUCAACAUUAUUGGAAGCUCACAAUUCUUUUUCUUCCAUAUCAUCUACUGGCACUUUUACUAUGGAGGCUCGCAAAGUGGGCACAUUCCGUUCUGUGAUCGACAAGUUCGUUGCUAAGACUGCUUUUGAAGAGGCUAGCACUACGGGGAUGUCUUUACCAUCGGAAUGUGGUCAAAGCAAGCAGGUACGCAAGGAAGCAGCCAAUUUCUGGAAGAAAGUCGGCGGAGAACGCAUAGUGAUGGCGCAUGUUACACGUUACCUCGAUAAGUAUUCUGUUACUAACCCACACUUCGCCACACCGAAGCCACAAAACACAUAAACGAUAAAUAUAGAUAUUAUUAUAAAGGUGGGUACUGACUUGAGGCCUUA
Messenger RNA from Spodoptera litura, 4544 nucleotides. Its product is annotated as cilia- and flagella-associated protein 61. The record is from RefSeq and is a predicted model, not a curated record. Lineage: Eukaryota; Metazoa; Arthropoda; Insecta; Lepidoptera; Noctuidae.